AUGGAGGAUUUCUCUGGCCUGGAUUUGCCUCCACUGUUUGGGGGACACAUCCUGGAGGCAGAACUGGAGCCGGGCGAGGUGGAGCUGAGCUCAGGGGACAAAGAGCUGCUGGAGAGCACAGCACAAGAAGAUGAAGAGAGAAGGGCUCUAGAUAAAAGGAAAUGCAUUGCCCUCAGCCGGCGAUGUAAAGAAAUCGAACAGGUAAAUCAGAAGAUUCUUGGACGCCUUCAUCAAGUCCAAAGAAUUGCACGCAGAAUGAAGAAAGAAAGACGUUUCCUCAUGAAGACUCUUGAUGCUCAUGGAGACGAUUACAGAAAAGCCCAGCUCACCAUUCUGCUCGAGGAUGAGUCCGGUCUAAAUCUGGACCAGAAUGCUCUUGAAGAGGAGGACAAGCUGAACGGCUCUGUUCAAAACAGCACGGGACAAAAGAAGAGGAGACAUCGUGUCCCAAAGCAAGAAAAGAAUAAAGAACAGGUGGAAGCAGACAUGUCAGCGUUGGCUGAGACCCAGUUUGAAGAUACCACCAGUCCUCCGUCUUUGUCACACUGCUACAACACUGACUAA
Knipowitschia caucasica is the source of this 564-nucleotide messenger RNA. The record is from the annotation of a GenBank genome assembly. NCBI's taxonomy places the organism in Eukaryota, Metazoa, Chordata, Actinopteri, Gobiiformes, Gobiidae.